AUGGAACCUGCAAGUGCCAGCACAUCUCGCCCUGCCUCAGCAGCACCCACUCCUUCGAACGGCAGGCCUGCGGUUCCGGGAGCAGCAGACAGACCACAAGAGAGGACAUUAAGUGUCAAGCCGAUACGUCCACGCCAGACGUACAAGGAGAAAUACUUUGCUAUGCAGGAGAAGCACACACAAGUGAGCGAGACGCGUGAAGCAUACCGUAAGGAGCUCGCACUCGCGGAGGACAAAGUCAAGAAGUUGCAGGACGAAUGCAACCUACUGCUGGACGCCGUUGAUAUCGCAGCACCAGCACAACCGUCCCUCCUACACUACCUCGCGCGAGACCCGAUACCCCCACAAUAUCACUCAUACUCAGUCCCCUUCCCCGCUGCUGCCGAGUCUGCCCCCGCACCCGUACCACAAGCUUCACCAGGUGUACCUGCGCCUGCGCCUUCACAUCCGCAUGGCCAAUCGCACGGCCACCACAAACAUCGAUCACGUUCCAGCAGAAAGUCAGCGACGCAGAACGGGAAUGGUGUUAGCACAAGACGAUAG
Rhodofomes roseus is the source of this 543-nucleotide messenger RNA. RefSeq lists its product as uncharacterized. The record is from RefSeq and is a predicted model, not a curated record. NCBI's taxonomy places the organism in Eukaryota, Fungi, Basidiomycota, Agaricomycetes, Polyporales, Fomitopsidaceae. Bases 1 to 543 code for a protein of 180 amino acids. The transcript is spliced from 5 exons.